Messenger RNA from Lithohypha guttulata, 1341 nucleotides. RefSeq names its product nucleolar protein (gene NOP15). Lineage: Eukaryota; Fungi; Ascomycota; Eurotiomycetes; Chaetothyriales; Trichomeriaceae. Gene Ontology annotation, molecular function: RNA binding. Bases 1 to 1341 code for a protein of 446 amino acids. The record is from RefSeq and is a predicted model, not a curated record. The transcript has 2 exons. Gene Ontology annotation, cellular component: nucleolus. Gene Ontology annotation, biological process: maturation of LSU-rRNA from tricistronic rRNA transcript (SSU-rRNA, 5.8S rRNA, LSU-rRNA).
AUGGCGGAAAAGAAGCGCAAAGUAGUGGAUUCGACGACAAGCACUCAGGCUGUGAAAAAGGCAAAGAAGAGCACCAAGUCCGAAAGCCAAAAAGUUGACAAUGCGAAAGCCUCGGAAGUGAUCACUGCCACAACUUCGAACGUCGAUACUGUGCCUGCCGUGAAGAAGAAGGCAAGGAAGAGAGCCGCUGAUUUCCUCGACGACGAACCAGAGACUACCUUGCCUAAGAAAAACAAGAGGCCUAUAGGAAAUGGCGUUGUUGAGCCAGCGUCACUCACGGCUGAUGGGGUAAACGGUGUGGUUGAGCAUUCAGAUGACGAAGAUAUUACGAUCACCACUUCGAAGCAGCCUAAGCGCAAGUCGAUGAUGGCCGAAGCUGAGCGCACACAAGAUCAAGAGAUGGAGGAUGAGUUUGGCAAGGAUGAUGAGGAGGAUGAACAGGUGGAUAUCGACGCCGCUCCGGCACUCUUGACUGGGUUCGAUUCCGAAAGUGAGGACUUAGCAGAAGAUAAGAGCUUCGAUGCGACCAAAGUCCAACCUAUACCGCAAUUCAAGAAGACCAGCAAGAAGUUGCGUAAGGCGAAGGAGACCCCAAGCGACGGUCCAGGCGUCGUGUAUAUCGGCAGGAUACCGCAUGGAUUUUACGAAUCUCAAAUGCGCGAAUACUUCUCUCAAUUUGGGGACAUUUCACGAUUACGGCUAUCGCGGAGCAAAAAGACCGGUGCCAGCAAGCACUUUGCUUUCGUUGAAUUCACGAGCGACGAAGUUGCCAAAAUUGUUGCUGAAACAAUGGACAACUAUCUCAUGUUUGGCCACAUCCUGAAGUGCAAAUAUGCUCCUGAAGGCUCCCUACAUCCUGAUGUAUGGAAAGGCGCAAACAAGAAGUUCCGGAAGAUACCACAUCACAAGCUUGCGAGACAAAAAGCUGAACAGCCGAAGACAGAUGAGCAGAUUGCCAAGAAGAUGAAGAAGGAGCAAGCUAAAAGAGUGGCAAAGGUGGAGAAACUGAAGCAAAUAGGAUAUGAAUUUGAGCUGCCCGAGCUUAGGAAGCCCGAGGAGAGAGUACAAGUCGAGGACGAGCAGAAACAGCCGGUUAUCGAAGACAAGGUGGAAGGUGCGAUCGUACCACCACCGACAGUACCCAAGGACGAACUUGCUACCAAGGUCGAGGAUGAUGCCAAAAAAUCGAAAAAGCCAAAACAGACCAAAGCGCCAGUUGCAGCUGAGAAGGAGGCAUCAGUCAAGGUACCGUCAAAGAGUAAAAGUACGAAGGAGAAGCCGCUACCUGCGAAAAAGGACAAGCAGUUGAAGGGUAUCUUGAAGAAACCGAAGAAAGCUUGA